Nymphaea colorata (pocket water lily) is the source of this 880-nucleotide messenger RNA. RefSeq names its product 60S ribosomal protein L18-3-like. The coding region runs from base 114 to 677 and encodes 187 amino acids. Gene Ontology annotation, biological process: translation. Gene Ontology annotation, cellular component: ribosome; cytosolic large ribosomal subunit. Gene Ontology annotation, molecular function: structural constituent of ribosome; RNA binding. The transcript has 5 exons. Lineage: Eukaryota; Viridiplantae; Streptophyta; Magnoliopsida; Nymphaeales; Nymphaeaceae. The record is from RefSeq and is a predicted model, not a curated record.
CAAAACCCUAACCCUAAAGUGAGGGUUUGCAUUUUAGGGCGGGCGUGAUAAGGCUUGAGGAUUCUCUCUCCCUUCCUCUCUCCGUCUGUGCAAGAGUCUGUAGCUCGGCAGCCAUGGGUAUCGACUUAGUCGCUGGUGGGAAGAGCAAGAAGACGAAGCGCACAGCCCCCAAAUCUGAUGAUGUCUACCUGAAGCUCCUCGUGAAGCUCUACAGGUUUCUGGUGCGAAGAACGGGAAGCAGCUUCAAUGCUGUCAUUCUGAAGCGGCUGUUUAUGAGCAAGACCAACAGGCCGCCGCUGUCGCUCAGGAGGCUGAUCCGGUUUAUGGAACGAAAGGGCGAUAAGAUCGCUGUUGUCGUCGGCACCGUCACGGACGAUACUAGGGUCUAUGAGGUCCCGGCUUUGAAGGUCACGGCCCUUAGGUUCACGGAGAGGGCGAGGGCUAGGAUUGAGAAAGCAGGAGGAGAAUGCCUGACCUUUGACCAGCUUGCUCUCAGGGCUCCGCUUGGCCAGAACACGGUUUUGCUGAGAGGUCCUAAGAAUGCCCGGGAGGCACACAAGCACUUUGGAAGAGCUCCUGGUGUGCCUCACAGCCACACCAAGCCUUACGUCAGGUCCAAGGGAAGGAAAUUUGAGAAGGCUAGGGGGAGGAGGAACAGCAGGGGUUUCAAGGUCUGAGGGUGGUUUACUCGCUGUUCCAUAUUCUUGCUGGUUUUGCUUUAGGAUAUUGAAUUCCCGAGUACCUUUCCUCAUCAAGUUUUGUUUGUUUAAGUUUUCUCUCUGUGGGGCGAAAACCCUACAAGAGUGAUAUUCGAAUGAUCGUUUGAAGACUUCGACAAGAUUUAAUAGUUCGAUUCUAGAUCACCUUUGGUUUCGGUUUA